Molecule: messenger RNA, 360 nt
Organism: Soboliphyme baturini
Lineage: Eukaryota; Metazoa; Nematoda; Enoplea; Dioctophymatida; Soboliphymatidae
Source: the annotation of a GenBank genome assembly
AACUUUCGUUUGGAGAAAGACCUGCCGGUGUUGCCGAACAUUUGGGCGGUUCAUCGCGACGAAUCGAUCUUUGAGUGCGCAAACGAAUUUCGACCAGAGCGAUUCGUUGACAUUAACGGAAACCUGGACAAAAAGCUGGCAACUAGGGUUAUUCCUUUCGGAACCGGCAUGAGACGUUGUCCUGGUGAGGAAAUGGCCAAGAAAAACCUUUUCCUGACAUUGACUAAUAUGGUUGUCAACUUCAAGAUCGAAAUUGACCCAGAUACGCCGUACCGCGACACGUCUGAAUGCACCUACAACUUCACGCGUAGGCCUUCGCCAUACCGGCUCCGUUUCACACGUCUGACAGAAGGCAGGUAA